This is a messenger RNA of Orussus abietinus, 3935 nucleotides long. RefSeq lists its product as uncharacterized. NCBI's taxonomy places the organism in Eukaryota, Metazoa, Arthropoda, Insecta, Hymenoptera, Orussidae. The transcript has 4 exons. The record is from RefSeq and is a predicted model, not a curated record. The coding region runs from base 518 to 3571 and encodes 1017 amino acids.
UAAAACCAACAGCACCGGCGAGCUUUUAAAGCUCCGGGGCUCCGCGAGAAAAAUCCGCCCUUUUCUCCGGUGUUAUCGCGAGUCGCGGACUUUUUUAUACAAGCGUCGACCUUCCCGCGAUAUUUCGGAGGGAAAAAAGCUCGCCGAAAGCUCGGGGAAAUUAUUUUCGGAGGCGCGCAUUUUCCGAGAACUGACACACGCGUGGGCUGUGGCUUCAGAGAGGGAGGGAAUUUUUUUUGCCAUUCGCAAGCUCAAAAUUUAAGCUCGAGGAGUCGAAAUGAUAAGUCCAUACGUGUGCUUGUGUGAAAAACGAAAAAAGGGUCUAUCGGAAAAUUCCGGAGAUUUAUCAGUGCUUGAAAGCUCGGAAGCUUUGAUUGACCUUCAAGAGUGAAUCCAGACUUUUUAAUCGGCGUGGAAAAGCCAUUCGUCGCAAAAUACCUCGUUUCGGAAAACUCGUGGAAAAUCGUCGACGCAGAAAAGCUCGAAGGAAAAAGCGGAAGAAUGCUUGAUUCCGGAAAUGGGCACGAUGCACAGAAGGGAGAGGGACAGGACGAGGAAGAAGGGCAAGGAAAGCCAGAACGACAUCAAGAAGCUGCGCAGGGAGAACGAGCAGCUAAGACGCGAGAUAUGGAGCCUGAGAGACGAGUACGACAAGCUGGAGGAGAUCCUGAAGAGUCAGAAGAGCCAUGAGGGCAGCGACGACUACGAGGGCCGCUACGACGACGACGACGACGACGAGGAAGAGGAGGACGGAGAAGAAGAGGACCUCUCAGAGGACGAGGAUGACCAAGAGGACGAAGAAGUGGCGGAAGAGAACCGCGACGAACGAUUAGAAAACGCGGAGAACCUGAAGAUCUCGACGGAGAAGAUGAGUGGAGGUGUUCACCGGUUGCACGUCGAGUUCGACGACCUCUCGGUGGUGGACGAAGAGGAGGAGCUGAAGAAGGAGAAGGACAGGAAGGAAUCAUGUACUCGAGAGAACGAAGCCAAACCUGGGGGCCCUAAGACAGACGUAAAGAGUGGGUAUCGAUAUUUUGGUUUCGAGACUCUUCAGGGUCCUCUUCAAAGUCCUCUCCAGGGCGCUCUUCAAGGGUCCAGCAGAUACCAAGAGUGCCCCUUCGUCUUCCCAAGCCCAGGAGACCCGAAUUACCCGAAGGUCCACCCCGAUACCGCCACAUUGCUGAUGACCCCCUGUUCGACACUCGCCGGAAGUCAACUAACCCCAAUUCCGAGUGUGGACUCUUCAGGGUUGGGAUCACUGAGUCCGAUCUUCGGGUCCAACGAGCCCAUCCUAGGGUACUCCCAAAUUCCGAUCUGCACACCUCCCGUGGGGUGGCAGAGUGCACUGACCUCGGAUAUUCCAGGGUCUGGUGUCGACCUUGAAGUUGGUACCAGAGUCCCAGUGACUGGUACCAAUGGUUCCAGUUUUACAAACGGUUCCAAUUGUACCAGUGGUUCGAUUCCAGGACGACCAAAGCGUUCUCCAGCCGGAAGUGGAGGUUCCCCUUGCUUCUGGCAAGCCAGGACCUUGAGUGGAAGCGACGAGACACCCAUCAGCUGGACGAAUGGAACCACUGGUACCAACGUCAUAAAGUCUGGAUCCCCGAAAACACAGACCCAGGAAUCAGGAUCAAAUCCCUUCUUCGGGAACGACUCCACCCAGGACAUUACAGGGUCCUUAUCGAGGUCCUGUUGCCACGGGACUCUUCAGCAAAGGAGGAAUCUUUCGCUUCGAUGCCUUGGGAAUGGGCACUAUUCAACUCCCAGGGAUAAAGGGGAAGUCCUCAGCAAGGACUUCUGGGACCUUGACGGAGCAAGUGGACUGGAGAACGGAGGAGCCAGGAACGGGAUGACGGAGAAGGACCCAGAAGAGGUGGGCAGGGAUUCGAGGGACAGGCCUAGGCAUUUCUUCGCACCCCUGCCCUCGAAGACUAAGAGGCACUCCCAGGACGACAGGAGCCCGGAGGAUCUUCAGGGUACGGCCUUCAACACGGGAACGAGUUCCAGCAGCGACAGGACGACGUCUACCGUGGUGUCCAGGACGCACCACCAGGAGGAGAAGGGACCAGCGGACGUCUUCGUGGACGGCGGGGUCUCCGCCGAGGAGGACCCGUUCAGGGUGGACCAGAAGACCUUCCUCAGCACCGAGAACCUCCGAGUGGACGACGUGAGGGACAUCUCCAGGCAGGGCUCCAACAACACCCUGGUCAAGUCCCUGUCCUGCCAGGACCUGGUCUCGGAGCAGCAGAUGCUGAAGACCAUCAACGGGGAGUCGCAGAUGAUGACGAAGAGCGACAACACCCUCGACAGCCUCUCCAUCCUGGCUAAGCCAUUUCGGAGCCAGCUCCACGUCACCCUGAAGAGGCCAAAUCGGAGUCCCCCGAGCCCGGAAACGCCGGAGAUCCCGAGUUUGCCCAGGAUCGACUACAGGCUCUUCAGCAACCCUUUUUUGCGGAGCUUCGACAAGAGCUGCGAGAAGUGCUUGGCCUUUGGAUGUCCCGUGACCAGGCCUUUGACUGUCCAGGUCAAUGGAUCUUUCGAUAGGAGUGCCGAUAGAGGUUAUCCCAGUCCUCUGAGGAACUCUUCGGGUACUCCUGGAAGCGACUUCUGUCCAGGUCGCUUCGAUGCUUCCGAUCCUGGAUCGUUGGCCGCCAGGGACCAAGGGGACCAGAGGACCCUGGUCCAGAAAAAUCCACCUGCCUUCCAGGUAACCUCCUUCGAAGGACCCUGUCCCCAGAACCUGGUCUCUCCCUGCGACCAGGACACUCUUCGGGGUCUUUCCGCCAGCAGUCUCUUCGCACAAAACCGCAGGCUCUAUCAGAACCUGCCUUUUGUUCCUCGCGCUGCGGGAUUCGCACCUAUCGCUUCUCCUCAAGGAUUGCCGACGACGGUGACGAACAGGAUCUACUUCGAGGGUCCUGGGACAAAAGUGCCAGCCCAGACGCAGACCUCCCUAGAAGUGGACCCCCAGGUCGAGAAAGAGUCCUCGAAACCCGGAGAAGCCGAGACACCAAGUGUCCCGAGUUCCCCGGUGACCCUGAGGAGAAGGAAGACCUCGAGAAAGGAUAGGUCAGGGUCGGCAAAGGACAAGCGACCUCUCUCUCCUGCUGCCCAAAGGAGAAGAGAGAGAUUGAGGAAGCAGAGCAGCGUGAAUUCCACGGACGCGACCGACGAGCAGACGCCGAAGCCGUCCCUGAGGACGACCCUGAGACCGAGGAAGAUGAGCGCCACGACCACGACGACCACCUCCGAGGUGCAGGAGAAAAACGAGAGCAGGUCCUCCUCCUCGGGGCAGGACUCCCCCAGGAAGGAGCAGAACAGAAGGGUGUCCUUGUACUUCGGCUCCAAGAAGAGGCCUUCCCUCACCUCCACCAGGACCCUGAGGAGCGCCAGUUUGGACUCCCCGAAGACGAAGUACCUCCUAAGAGGUGACACCCAGGAGGUCACCUCGACCAACUCCGAGGAGAGGACCAACUCCAUCAGCAGCAGGGAAGUCUCCAAGGAGAGGAAGAUGAGCACCGGGAGUGGAAAAGUGCCCUGGUGCGCCUGCUGGGGAAAUGGGUGCAUCUGACCCUGGAGAUGAUCUUCAUGACAAAAAUGAUUUUUUCUUCCCAAUGAAAAAAAUCCCCGAUUUAAAAGGGGAAAAAAAAAACAAAAUCACGGUUUACGUAGGAAUUUAUUUAAUUAAAUGAACAAUCGCUGAUUGAUGAAACGAAAAAUCUUAAUUAUUAAUGAUGAUCGAUGGAUCGAAGUGCUCGAUAAGUGAACAAAUGGACGAAUAAUUAUAUUAAGACGUUGAUGAAGUCGCCAAUGUGUGCGAAUCGAUGUCGAACUAUUAACGAAAUUAUUUAAUAACUCCGACCAAGGUGUUGAGGAAAUCGCAGCUGUUAGUUGAUACCCUAAAGUUCCUUAAAUAUAUUUAUAUGUAUGUUGUA